Molecule: messenger RNA, 2884 nt
Organism: Drosophila innubila
Lineage: Eukaryota; Metazoa; Arthropoda; Insecta; Diptera; Drosophilidae
Product: V-type proton ATPase 116 kDa subunit a-like
Exons: 6
Coding region: 199-2706 (835 amino acids)
Biological process (GO): vacuolar acidification; proton transmembrane transport
Cellular component (GO): plasma membrane; vacuolar proton-transporting V-type ATPase, V0 domain; vacuolar proton-transporting V-type ATPase complex
Molecular function (GO): proton-transporting ATPase activity, rotational mechanism; ATPase binding
Source: RefSeq, a predicted model, not a curated record
UUGACAUCAAAAGCAAGUCAACGCUGGUGCUGACCAGACGUCUGCUUUUCUGGCUCCGUCGAGAUCGUUUCAAUAACCAACACAAGCACAACGGGCAAAACAAGUUCUAAAUUUAACGCACGUACGCUUGGGGAAUCUUGAAUUCUUAGUAUAAAAAUUUGUCUCAAAGCUGCAAAGGGAACGUGAAGAGUCGCCAAGAUGGGGGAUAUGUUCCGCAGUGAGCAAAUGGCACUAUGCCAGAUGUUUAUACAACCAGAGGCCGCAUACACCUCCGUCUCGGAGCUGGGUGAAACCGGCUCAGUGCAGUUUCGCGAUUUGAACUGCAAUGUGAACAUCUUCCAACGUAAGUUCGUGACGGAGGUGCGUCGAUGCGAUGAGCUGGAGCGUAAGAUUCGCUACAUCGAGACGGAGAUCAAGAAGGACGGCAUUGCGUUGCCCGAUAUCCAGGAUGACAUUCCGCGUGCUCCCAAUCCACGUGAGAUCAUCGAUCUGGAGGCGCAUUUGGAAAAAACUGAAUCGGAGAUGAUUGAGCUUGCCCAGAACGAGGUGAACAUGAAGUCCAACUACUUGGAGUUGACCGAACUCCGUAAAGUGCUAGAGAACACCCAGGGCUUCUUCUCCGACCAGGAGGUUCUUAAUCUGGAUUCAAGCAAUCGCGGUGGAACUGCAGGCGAUGAACCCACUGCCCAACAUCGUGGCCGAUUGGGAUUUGUUGCAGGUGUAAUCAACCGAGAACGCGUCUUCGGCUUUGAGCGCAUGUUGUGGCGCAUCUCGCGUGGCAACGUGUUUCUAAAGCGCUCCGAUUUGGAUGCACCCCUGAAUGAUCCAGCCACUGGUCAUCCCAUCUAUAAGACCGUCUUUGUGGCCUUCUUCCAGGGUGAGCAGCUGAAGAAUCGCAUCAAGAAGGUGUGCACCGGCUUCCACGCCUCACUUUAUCCGUGUCCCAGCUCGCACAUUGAGCGCGAGGAGAUGGUCAAGAAUGUGCGCACACGUCUUGAGGAUUUGAAACUGGUUCUCAGCCAGACGGAGGAUCAUCGUAGCCGCGUACUGGCCACGGUCUCCAAGAAUCUUCCCUCGUGGUCGAUUAUGGUCAAGAAGAUGAAGGCCAUUUAUCAUACGCUCAAUCUGUUCAACAUGGAUGUGACCAAGAAGUGCCUCAUCGGCGAGUGCUGGGUUCCCACCAAGGACUUGCACAUUGUGCAGAAGGCUCUGUCCGACGGCUCUGCCGCAGUAGGCAGCACCAUUCCGUCGUUCCUCAAUGUCAUCGAUACGAACGAACAACCGCCGACAUUCAAUCGGACCAACAAGUUCACACGUGGCUUCCAGAACCUUAUCGAUGCCUACGGUAUUGCCUCCUACAGGGAGUGCAAUCCAGCCCUGUAUACUUGCAUUACAUUCCCCUUCCUGUUCGCUGUUAUGUUCGGUGAUUUGGGCCAUGGCAUUAUCCUUUUGCUUUUUGGAGCUUGGAUGGUGCUGAGCGAACAAAAACUGGCUCGCAUUAAGAAUGGCGGCGAGAUCUGGAACAUCUUCUUUGGAGGACGCUACAUUAUUCUGCUGAUGGGUCUGUUCUCUUGCUACACGGGUUUCAUCUACAACGAUGUGUUCUCCAAAUCCAUGAAUCUAUUUGGCUCCAGCUGGGUUAACAACUACAAUACAACGACGGUACUGGGAAAUAAGCAUUUGCAGUUCCCUCCAGCUACCUCCGCAAAGAGCGUCUAUCCCCUGGGCUUGGAUCCCAUCUGGCAGCUGGCAGAAAAUAAGAUCAUCUUCCUCAACAGCUUUAAAAUGAAGCUGUCCAUCAUUGUCGGUGUGCUUCAUAUGGUCUUUGGUGUUUGCAUGUCAGUUUGCAACUUCGUGCACUUUAAGAAAUACUCCUCCAUAUUCCUGGAGUUUGUGCCACAAAUUCUGUUCCUGCUGCUGCUCUUCGGUUACAUGGUGUUCAUGAUGUUCUUCAAGUGGUUCAAAUACAGCGCCAGCGCCACACUGCAGGUUGAGACACCUGGCUGUGCUCCAUCCGUGCUGAUUAUGUUCAUCAACAUGAUGCUGUUCAAGAACACAAAACCGUUUGCUGGCUGCGAUGAGUUCAUGUAUGACAGUCAGGAAGGCUUACAAAAGGUUUUUGUGGUCAUUGGUCUCAUCUGCAUUCCUUGGAUGCUGCUGGGCAAGCCCCUUUACAUCAAAUUCACUCGUGGUCGCCGCGUCUCACAUGUCAAGCACAAUGGUGAGCUGACAGGUAACAUGGAGCUGGCCGAGGGAGAGACUCCAUUGCCCACCGGCAACUCUGGUCACGAGCAAACUGGUGGUGCUCACGGUCACGAUGAUGAGCCCAUGAGCGAAAUCUUCAUCCAUCAAGGUAUUCAUACCAUCGAAUAUGUGCUCAGUACCAUCUCACAUACGGCCUCGUAUCUGCGUCUCUGGGCUCUGUCCUUGGCUCACGCCCAGCUGUCUGAGGUGUUGUGGAACAUGGUGUUGUCGUUGGGCCUGAAGAUGACUGGAGUUUCCGGUGCCAUUGGUCUGUUUAUCAUUUUUGGCGCCUGGUGCUUGUUCACUCUGGCCAUUUUGGUGAUGAUGGAGGGCUUGUCCGCCUUCUUGCACACACUGCGUCUGCACUGGGUGGAGUUCAUGAGCAAAUUCUACGAGGGCCUUGGCUAUGCCUUCCAGCCAUUCAGCUUCAAGGCCAUUAUCGAUGGCGAGGAAGAGGAAUAAUUUGCUCAGCAAAUUCAACAAAUAUAUAAAAUGAAUAUAUGUACGAGCUCGUUUAUUAUGGUUUUUAUUUUCCGUUUUUGUUAAAUAAUUUUGUUUAUUUUCACGACACUGUCAGUAUUGUGGUGCUCUUCCCACAGAUUCCCUUAUCCGUUGUUCUAAAUACUUACGUUUAUUUUGU